This is a messenger RNA of Synchiropus splendidus (mandarinfish), 1864 nucleotides long. It is a transcript of the gene msantd1, whose product is annotated as Myb/SANT-like DNA-binding domain containing 1. Gene Ontology annotation, cellular component: nuclear body. NCBI's taxonomy places the organism in Eukaryota, Metazoa, Chordata, Actinopteri, Syngnathiformes, Callionymidae. The transcript is spliced from 3 exons. Gene Ontology annotation, biological process: positive regulation of DNA-templated transcription. Bases 115 to 993 code for a protein of 292 amino acids. The record is from RefSeq and is a predicted model, not a curated record.
UUUCAGCUAGACAAGGGGAAAGGGCAGGAGGAGAGAGACGUGUGUGUGCUUGCACGUGUCACACUCUCCCUCCUCACGGCACCUAUUGCAGUAAAAGGCUUUCAAAUCCGACCCAUGAGGAGCCUGCUGCUGGAAAACCCAAACAAGCACAGGCCCUCAGAAACUGAAAAUCCUAAAAUGGCUUCAGAAGAUGGCUUCAGCUACCUGCUGCCAGUCCAAGCUGAGAAGCAUCGGCGAGCCCCGAAUUGGACGGACGGGGAAAUGAAAGCGCUUCUGUACGUGUGGGAGGAAUACCACAACGAGCUGAAAACCAGCAAGAGGAACGCAAAGGUUUACGAGAAGAUGUCUCAGCGGUUUUUCCAGCUGACUGGAGAGCAGCGUUUCAAAGAGGAGAUCAAGAUGAAAAUCACUAACAUGUCUUUCCAGUUUAGGCGUCUCAAAUCUACGGCCGGUGAAAGUGGCGAGGUUCCAGACUGGCCUUAUUUCAAACCCAUUGAGAAGAUCCUCUCCAAACCGCUGGAGAAUGGACGAGUGACUUCUCUGGAGUUCCAGGCUUCGGCUGCUGGCCCUUCUUCGGAGAACAUGGCGGGGCAAUCGGAGGAGGGCAUGGUUGGCUUCAUGCCCGAGUACACCGGCUCUUCAGAUGAGAUGGAGAUAAAACAAGAGCUAGACUCCUUGACUUCCGACUCUGAGUGCUCCAGCACUCGCCCAGUGUCAGCCAAGAAAAGAGCAGGCAGCAAACACCUACUGAUGAAGAAGAAGAAGCUGCGGAUGAUGCAAGCCAUGUUGGUACAGCAGAAGCGAUCGAGCAGAGCCAUAGAGGAAACGUGCAGGGAGGUCCGUCGAGCCCUGCACCAGCAGAACCUGCUUCAGGUCCAGUGUUUGCAGCUGCAGGAACGUAUGAUGAAUCUGCUAGAGAAGAUGGUCCUUCCGUCCCCGGGCGCAGCCAUGCAGAUGGCCCAGUGUGGAGGCAAAGACCCAAAGAAAGCUUGAAGGAUUGUAGAUGAAUCUUGAACAUGAGGACUUCCAAUCUGUCAUCACAAAGCUGUUCAUGACAUGAUGGACCAACUAAAAAUAACUUUACAGACCAAUGCACUUCAUCAACGUCUAUCCAUCCCUUUCCACCACUCACCUGCGGUCGGAUAACAGGGGCAACUAAAGAAGCUCUGACUUGCCUCUACCCAGAAAUCUUGCCCAGACCAAUGGAGAAGUACAGAUUGUUCUGGGUCUGCCUUUUGGCCUCCUCCCAUUUGCCAAUGGUCAGAGUACCUCACGUAGAAAGGGACACGAUGCCUGAGACAUCUCAACUUGAGUCUCUACGUAGAAGUGGAAGAACGGCAGUUUGACUUUAAGUCCAGACACUCAGCAAGAGAAACCUAAUUUAUGGCCCUUAUGUCUGUCUUGUCUUUUCACUGCUCUGUGUUUUCAGUUUUCUUCCUAAUCAAAGGAAAAAAUCUGUCAGUUCACACCAGUGUGCAUUUGAUCAAAUGCAAGAUUUUUUGUGACACAGCAGAAGCCACAAAGAUUUUUGCCACAGUUGUUACACCACUUGACACCAACUAGGCAUUUUAAAUUAAGCCCAGAUAAUAGGGCAGAGCAGCCUUCAAAAUCCCUCUGCUCUCAAUAUGUGGCUGAUUCGCAACCAUCACUGAACACUUGUAGGCUUAGUAAAUCCAACUGACAGCGUUAAGCUUACCUUGAUACCAUAUCACACUCAUCCGCAGCAGAGGAAGUCCAUCAUAUUUCCAGUUCUUUCAGGCUGAGAUGCCCUGCUUCAGAGGAGAAAACGCUUCAAGGUGAAUCUGAGUUGAGGCAUUUUCCUGAAAUACUUAGCAACGCCUAGUCAUACUUUGCUCAAACAAAG